GACAACUUCAGUCACGCUGCCUUCUCUGCACUAAAUUUCUCUCUAUUUUCUCUGGAAAUUAAACAACAAAAGCCUCCAAUUUCUUUGUUUUCUCUCACCCCAAACACAUCAUCCCCACUAACAUCCUUUCCCGUUAAUUCUCUAAGCCGGAAGUCCGACGGCAAUUUCCGGCGAAAUUUAGAAUUCUCGACCUUUUGAAAAUGGCAUCCCCUGAAAACACUAAUUGGCUAAUCGAGUAUGGCUUGAUCGACGAUAUCCCUGUUCCGGAUGCGAAUUUCUCUGUCCCGGUUACCAGCUUCUCUUGGCCUGUGCAGAAUUCAAACGGUUCGUCUAUUGUCGGUGGGGAAAUUGAUGGACCAUUUGGAGAUUGUGACAAGGAGUCCAGCUGCAAGAAGAGGGGUAGGUCUGAAUCAUGUAGUGCUUCUAGCUCCAAAGCGAGUAGGGAGAAGUUGCGGAGAGACAGGCUAAAUGACAAAUUUGUGGAAUUGGGCUCCAUCUUGGAGCCUGGAAGACCUCCUAAAACAGACAAGGCUGCUAUUCUGAUUGAUGCUGUUCGAAUGGUGAGUCAGUUAAGAGGUGAAGCUCAGAAGCUGAAGGAAUCAAAUUCAAGUCUUCAAGAGAGGAUCAAAGAGUUGAAGGCUGAAAAGAAUGAGCUUCGAGAUGAGAAGCAGAGGCUGAAAGCAGAGAAGGAGAAGUUGGAGCAGCAGUUGAAAGCUGUGAAUGCACAACCUAGCUUCUUGCCUCCGCCAGCUGCAAUUCCUGCUACAUUUGCUACUCAAGGCCAAGCGCCUGGAAACAAGUUAGUACCUUUCAUUGGUUACCCAGGAGUUGCCAUGUGGCAAUUUAUGCCACCUGCUGCAGUGGAUACCUCUCAAGAUCAUGUGCUUCGGCCUCCUGUUGCUUAAGUUAGCCAAAUCUUGCAGCCUUCAAAUUAUUUUGUCAUUGUUCUUGUUUGUAUUAGAUUUUGUUGGGUCUUCUAACCGGACAUGGUGGGUGACUCAUACUAUUUGCAGUCUGGAUUUUCUAUGAAAUGUUGCUGGUGCUCACAUGUAAAUUUAAUAAUUUUAUUUAGCAAUAUGUUUUAAUCUAGCAUUCUCAAGGAUUUUUUA
Molecule: messenger RNA, 1109 nt
Organism: Manihot esculenta (cassava)
Lineage: Eukaryota; Viridiplantae; Streptophyta; Magnoliopsida; Malpighiales; Euphorbiaceae
Product: transcription factor ILR3
Exons: 5
Coding region: 201-905 (234 amino acids)
Biological process (GO): intracellular iron ion homeostasis; regulation of DNA-templated transcription
Molecular function (GO): DNA-binding transcription factor activity; protein dimerization activity
Source: RefSeq, a predicted model, not a curated record